CAAGAAACGCGACGGCGAGCGGGUGGAACUUUGCAUGCUCGAUAAAACGGAACCGGAUUUAAUGCAUUUUACAGCUUAGGCUAUAGCUGGAGCUCCGGUGAGGGGAGGCUGCACGCUUUAAAGGUCUGAAAAGCUAAGCAAACAUGAGCGACAAGGGGACAGUUUCACCGAAAGAGAAGGAGGCAACAGAGAAGAGGGGUCGUGGAAGACCCCGCAAGCAGCCCCAAGUGAAGACCUCUGACGAACCAAGUGGGUCCCCUACUCCAAAGAGGCCCAGGGGACGGCCGAAGGGCAGCAAAAACAAGGCAGCCAGCAAGGGCAAAAAGGCAACAGCAUCCCCAUCUGUUGGGGGGAAACGCAGGGGAAGACCUAAGAAGGAGGAGAAGGAAGAAAAGGCAUCCCAGGAAUCAUCUGAGGAGGAGGAAGAUGAAGAAGAGGACCAGUAAUUCACAACGCAUGCUACCUCACUCAACAUACUGACUUACUGUUAACCAGAACUGGGCUGUAUCUCCAACACCAGUGCCACCACAUGACCACUGUUCACGACAAAGCCCUCUUUGCCAAAAAGGAGGGUUAACACAGUACAAAUAUCAUGCAACAGCACUGGAUAGAACGAUGGACCUUGCUCAAGCAUAGAUCUAAGAAUUACAUGAAAGGUAACAGCCCUUUUCUCUACAUGUCACGUUAUCACAAGUCUUUUAUACUGGACAAAAGUGUGCUCUCAGGAGCCUGGACAUUUCUGUUCCCCCCCACCCUAAAGAUGGUUUGUAGGACAUUUUCUCUGCUUAAUGUUACUUAUUUGUUGUACCCGCAUCUGAGAUGGUAGGGCAUAUAGAUUUUUCUCCGUGUUUUGUACUGGACAAAGGUGAAUUUUACCUAUACUUGGUGUUUUUUUUUUUUUUUUUUUUGGUUUUGCUUGUGUGAAGUGGUUAAACUAUCCUUUGCAUCGUAUUAUAGAUGGAGUUGAGCUUCAGCGUUUAGGAUGAGAAUAGGUAACAGAUGGUAGAAGUGUUCUCCCCAUUUCUAAUCUGCAUAACUGAUUUCACCCCGUCCCACCAGUAGAGCAGGACAGUCUUUACCCCAUCCUGUAGGACGGUUUAAAGUUAGGCUUCUUGAACUUACUUUGCGGUCCUCGGCGUGUAGUGGGGAGAUGUGUGUACCGUUGGUCCGAUCAGACUAUUCUGAUGAAUUACUGUUUUGUUCCUUAGGGUUACAUACCAUUUAAAACAAACAAAAAACCAUGAGUGUGCUGCUUUUCAUGUUGUAAUAAAACUCAAAUCUUUUUUUUGGUAUAUAAUGUGUGUUUUUUAAGGAUAGGGUUGGCAGAGUUCUAGGCAGAGAGCAUCAGUGUCAUCUCUUCAGGGAGCUUUUACAAAUGCUGUUGCAUUGGCAUCUUUUGUCUUCACGUGGUCCUCAGUUUCCAAGCGCUCACCCAAUCACUCGUAAGACAAAUUGCAAUUGGUCGAACAAGGAGUUUGAUUGUAAUAGAGGAUAGUUGGUGGCACUACUAUCCAACAGGGCUGUACGUUUUUCAUUCCAUCUAGCUCUCACGGCUUCAUCUAGCUUGGUCCUUCUGUCAUCACUUAGUACAGUAAUUAACUUCUAGUCUUUUUAAAGAUGUGUGGUGUAUGCUGUCUGCUACAAGAAAUAAAUGGUUGUGUAUUUCUAAGUGUCAGGGAACCUGCAGUCACAGUCCACUUAACUGGGUUUUUCCACACACCUAAGCUGCUAUAACCUGUUACGAAACCCGGAAAACUGCAAACAGGCGAUACAAGGCCUGGAAUUUCAUACCUCAACAGCUUACUUUACCAUAUAAUUGCAUUAAACUGGUUGUCAUUUUUAAAUGUAACCUCUGGCAUGAUUUGGGAAGAUGUUAAUUCAAAGUUUUGUUUUUUUUGUUUAACCUGACUGUAAUGAGCUAUCUAAGAUGUCGUUUGUCAUUGUGUGUACACACGCAGCACGUCUUGGCUCGUUCGUAACCGGAGCUUGCAGACAGGUUGUUUUAAAUGUGUGAAGCAAGUCAGGGAGACCUGUCAGCUUGACAACUGUGUUCGCUGACUGUGGUAGAUUAGCAGGUGUGUUUUUAUUCUUCUGGUGCACUGAAAUGUUGCUUCAGAUUUUCAUGGACAAAUGUUUGUGUGUUUGUGAUAGACUGGGCGCUCUUUCCAAUUAACGGUUCUGUUGGCCAGUGUGUGGGCUUGGCACUACCACACACAGCCACCCUCGCCAUACUCAUACAAUGUAUAUCUUGCAUCCGUUCAUUUAUAUACUGUAAACUCAACAGGAAGGGGAUCAUUCUUUUUAAUGUACACCGUAUAUAAAUGUACAAUGUCUAUAUUUCUAUGGUGCCCUACAACAAUUUGUAUCAGAAAUGGUCAAUAAAGAGAAUUUUCUUUGUCA
Perca fluviatilis (European perch) is the source of this 2400-nucleotide messenger RNA. RefSeq names its product high mobility group AT-hook 1a (gene hmga1a). Gene Ontology annotation, biological process: regulation of DNA-templated transcription. Bases 144 to 446 code for a protein of 100 amino acids. The record is from RefSeq and is a predicted model, not a curated record. Gene Ontology annotation, molecular function: DNA binding; transcription coregulator activity. Lineage: Eukaryota; Metazoa; Chordata; Actinopteri; Perciformes; Percidae. The transcript is spliced from 5 exons. Gene Ontology annotation, cellular component: chromatin; nucleus.